AUGAGAGAGCCAUUGUUGAAGAAAGCGGUUGAGAGAACAAAACUCAAGGUGAAGCCUCAUGAAGAUGAAUGGAAGAAGAGUGGUUGCUCGAUUAUGAUGGAUGCUUGGAGUGAUAGAAAGAGAAGAAGCAUCAUGAAUUUGUGUGUGAAUUCUAAAAUGGGAACGAUAUUUCUAUCUUCCAAGGAAUCUUCCGAUAUAUCUCACACAAGUGAAAUGAUUUUUGAGUAUGUGGAUCAAUGCAUUGAGCAAGUUUGGCCCAAGAAUGUUGUUCAAGUUGUGACGGAUAAUGCUUCAAAUAAUAUGGGAGCGGCGAAGUUAUUGCGCAUAAAGAGGCCAACUAUCUUUUGGACUUCAUGUGCCACACACACCAUCAAUCUUAUCUUGGAGGGCAUUGCAAAACUACCCCGGUUCACCAAAACCAUUGAACAAGCAAAGGCAUUGACUAUAUUCAUUUAUGCACAUCAUAAGACCUUAUCCAUGAUGAGGUCUUACACUAAAAGGAGGGACAUAGUAAGACCCGGAGUCACACGAUUCGCCUCUUCAUUUCUUAGCUUGCAAAGCUUGAUGGAAAAAAAGGCACAAUUAAGGGCAAUGUUCACUAGCUCCGAGUGGGAUGAGUGCAAGUGGUCCAAGACGGUCAAGGGGAAAGCAAGUUACAACACCGUGAUGUCUAUUAGUUUUUGGAAUGGUGUAACUUCUUUCUUGACUAUCUUUGCUCCUUUGGUGAAGGUGCUUCGCAUAGCGGAUGCCGAUAAGAAGCCGUCGAUGGGAUUUUUGUAUGGGGAGCUUAUGCAUGCUAAAGAAGAUAUAAAACGUGUCUUGAACAAUCUUGCCAAGAAUUAUGAUCCCAUCUUAGAAAUCAUUGACACGAAGAUGAUGGGUAGAUUGGGCACCCCGUUACACUUGAUGGCAUAUCUACUAAAUUCUUAUUAUCAUUAUAAGGACCCGAAUCUCAUACUAGAUCAAGUUGUUUCGGAUGGUGUUCUUGAUUGCCUUGAUGUCAUUUGUCAUGGUAACUUUGAUUUGAUGGAUAAAAUCAUGAAUGUUGAGUUGCCCAUUUAUAAGACAAAGGGAGGAGUUUUUGGGAAGCCAAUUGCCGCAAAAGGUUGUGAAGUAAACGACGAGAAGUUUGAUCCGG
Molecule: messenger RNA, 1138 nt
Organism: Striga hermonthica
Lineage: Eukaryota; Viridiplantae; Streptophyta; Magnoliopsida; Lamiales; Orobanchaceae
Source: the annotation of a GenBank genome assembly